Molecule: messenger RNA, 528 nt
Organism: Rhagoletis pomonella (apple maggot)
Lineage: Eukaryota; Metazoa; Arthropoda; Insecta; Diptera; Tephritidae
Product: glutamate receptor 1-like
Exons: 2
Coding region: 56-283 (75 amino acids)
Source: RefSeq, a predicted model, not a curated record
AGGCGCCAUAUUUGAGCAAGGCACUGAUGAGGUGCAAUCAGCGUUUAAAUACGCAAUGCUCAAUCACAAUCUCAACGUAUCGUCACGCCGAUUCGAGCUGCAAGCGGACGUGGAUGUCAUCAACACAGCAGAUGCAUUUAAAUUGUCGCGCUUAAUAUGCAAUCAAUUUUCGCGUGGCGUUUAUUCUAUGCUGGGUGCCGUAUCACCGGAUUCAUUUGAUACAUUGCACUCGUACAGCAAUACAUUUCAUAUGCCAUUCGUGACACCAUGGUUUCCAUGGUAAGCCGGAAUUUCUGUACAUAACAUAGAAAAAUUACACACAUAUAUGUAUGAAAAAGAACGAAGAAUGUGAGAUGGCAAAAAGUGUGACAGCAGUGAGUGAAACUUCUAACUUUUUCAACACUUUCACAUAAAAUCGCACGCACACAGGCUUACUUGCAGAUAAAUAAUAAACAUGGAAUUUUUAUGCAAAUAUCGAUAGUCACGCGGUGCACUGGUGUUGUGCCAUUUUUCCAACGCACUUGACUU